Molecule: messenger RNA, 2295 nt
Organism: Pleurotus ostreatus (oyster mushroom)
Lineage: Eukaryota; Fungi; Basidiomycota; Agaricomycetes; Agaricales; Pleurotaceae
Gene: LSB6
Product: phosphatidyl inositol kinase
Exons: 14
Coding region: 1-2295 (764 amino acids)
Biological process (GO): phosphatidylinositol phosphate biosynthetic process; Golgi organization; endosome organization
Cellular component (GO): fungal-type vacuole membrane; endosome; lysosomal membrane
Molecular function (GO): 1-phosphatidylinositol 4-kinase activity
Source: RefSeq, a predicted model, not a curated record
AUGUCCAGCAGCCGUUCUGGUUACCAACCUCUCGCGCAGACCAUAGAUGAGGAGGAAGCCGACGUCGCAGAGGGCUUCCAGAAUGAGCAGCCAGCACGCGGUUCGCGUAACAGCCGAGCCAGCAUCGACCUCACGAAACUGGACAACGCAUUCAAGAGAUGGACCGAGAACAUUGCUCAAAAGGUUAAGCGAAAGAAGAAGGCUCCGGACGUUAACUCGAAAAGGGACAUUUGGCGCAGUGUCUUCGACCCCCCUCACAUUGGCAAUGCGCAACCACUAGGACCUCUGAAAACCUUGGACCACUCGAGUCCAAUGACACAAGAGGAGUUCGAUGCUGUCGUGCAGUCCGUCAAGCAAGCAAUAUCAGAGGGCAUACACCCUAAGAUGAUCACCAAGGGCUCAUCGGGGUCAUACUUCGCUCGAUCAAAGAGUGACACUGGACGCGUACAGACGGUAGCAGUGUUCAAGCCCAAAGACGAGGAACCGUAUGGACGUCUCAAUCCGAAGACCACGAAAUGGCUGCACCGUCAGCUCCGCUGGAUAAUCCCUUUUGGUCGUGCUUGCUUGAUACCCAAUUUAAGCUACAUCUCCGAGGCAGCAGCCUCCCUAUUGGAUACCCGUUUGGACCUCCACAUAGUACCCCCUACGCAACUCGUAUCCCUGUCAAGUCCGGCGUUCUUCUACGACUGGAUAGACAGGAAUGGAGCGAAAAAGGGGAAGCCCCUUCCAGACAAGAUUGGGAGUAUGCAGUAUUUCUUACAUGGAUUUCAGGACGCGUCUGACUUCCUGCGAAAGCACCCUUGGCCUGGUCGGGCAAUAUCUGACACAUUCGACGACUCAACGCAUCGCCAGGGCGGCGUUUCCAAACGAUUCUUCAGCGCUUUGAAGGUAAUCUGUGGCAGGACAGGCGACUCAGAGGAUGUUUUCGACGAUCCAGAAUAUGAAGACGAGCAGAUAUUAUUUGAUGAAGCGGAGGAAACUGAUCCAAACAGGCCAUUUUAUUGGAGUCCUACGUUACAACAAAGCUUUAGAGAGGAAUUAGAAAAGUACGUCGACUAUCUUAUGCUGAACACGGACAGAGGGGCCGAUAAUUACAUGAUCAAGUAUUGCGAAGGGGUCCACGAGAAAAACCCGGUUGUCGACGUCGCGCCGACUCGCAACACUCAGGCAGAGAUGCCUCUAAUGAGCGAACUCCGGAAGACAGAGCCCCGUCUUGAACCAAUGGCAGGCCCUUCCUCAUUCCGUGCUGGUACACCUAUGCUGGAUUACACCCGUCGUCCACAUAUACACAUAGCUGCGAUCGACAACUCCCUCUCCUUCCCCCACGAGCAUCCGCAAGGAUGGCGGUCGUACACGUACGGUUGGCUGUAUCUCCCAGUCAGUAUCAUCGGUAGACCUUUUAGCGAACACACGCGCAACCACUUCUUGCCGCUUCUGACUUCCAAGGCAUGGUGGGAAGAGACUACUUUCCAGCUCCGGAAGUUAUUCGCUGUUGACCCAGAUUUCCACCCCAAGAUGUUUGCUGCAAGUCAAGCUUGGAACAUCGUACAGUCAUUACGCCACACCGAUGAAGGUCCUCUAGAACUUACUCGACGGCAGAAGGUACUGGUUUGGGACGAUGAGAUGGAAGUUCCGGAAGAAGCACUACAGGAAACCGUCGACGAACCGCCUUCUUCCCCCAAGCUCUCUAUCAACAGUGUCCCUCUGCCCCGCCGGAAACGAAGCCGUAGUUCCAGUAGCGAAUUCCCGCCUCCAAUACGCCGUACAUCCACAGAUGCCACCGGCGCGCCUCGACCCGUUCCAUUCGCCGCUAAAUUCCAACGCAUACAUCCCGGUACCACCGGCGUCACGGUUCUGGAGCAUCUGGAGCGCUUGGAUGCUGUGGAAGCCAGUUUACAGCGACUAGGCGUGGACGACGAUGAAUUCGAGGAAGUCGAUGUUGGGGAAUCAUCGCAGCCCGUACCGAUUCCUUCAAGUGCCCCAGCGACAUCAACUUCGUAUCUAGCAACAUCCCCUUUCUCGCCGCCUGGUAGUCCACCUACCCUGGGUCACGAACCGCUGCCGACUGUGCAUGAAGUGGAAUCUAUGGCUAGCUCGAUGACGGAGGAAGAUCUGGUAACGAUGACGAAGUCUACGACCUUCGUUGAGACGUCGACGCCCCGGCAUAUGAGGUGGUCCAGCCAGGCAGCGAGGAGCAUAGAUUGGAUGCAGCCGUCCGAUCAAUUACCCAAACGAACGGUCAUUGUGGAACGCCUGGAAACGGUCAGCAUCAAGCCGUUAUGCUCAUGUUGGUAG